GUUCGCAUCUUCUGCAUCUACACGGCGGUGGCCGUUCUCUUCACCUAUGCCUAUCACAUAACCUUCUUCGGCGGACUGAUGGCUUACUUUGGCGACGUCGAGCGGCGCAAUCUUCACGGCUUGAUCUGUGUACCGGUUGUUCCGAAAUCGCUUGCAGUGGACAAAGGUCUCUUCUUCCGGUUGCUCUGCACCGGCGGGCGCAAUCCCUCGGACCCGGACAAUCCAAAGGACAACAAAGAGCACAUGAUGAUCGUCUUCUUCCGCGACGUGCUCGCCGCCUCCCUCAACAAGCCCUUUACCAAGAUGGUGGUCAUCUUCUGCUUCCUCGUCUACCUGGCCAUCGGCAUCUACGGCUGCUCCAUCAUCAAGGAGGGCCUGGACCGACGAAAGCUCUCCCGUGACGACUCCUACUCGGUGCAGUUCUACGACAUUGAGGACAAGUACUUCCGCGAGUAUCCCUACCGAAUUCAGGUGGUCGUCAAUGAGACGAUGAACUACGCCGACCCGAAGGUGCAGCAGAUGAUGGAGGACAUGCUGACCAAGUUUGAGGCAAACCCCUUUGUGGCCGAUCGCUCAAUGACCGAGUCAUGGCUGAGAACGUACUUGACCUUUCUCGGUCAGGAGGACAGUUUCCUCUUUCUUCAGGCGUUGAAUGUCACCGAACAGCAGGACUUCUACCGCGGACUGCGCGACAUCUUUCUGCACUUUCCUCUCACUGAUCAGUUCCGCUAUGAUGUGGUCUUCAACGAGGACGGCACUGAGAUCAUCUCCAGCCGAUACCUCAUACAGACGAAGCACAUCAUGGACGCGAACAUGGAGAAAGAGAUGCUCAUCUCGCUGCGUGAAAUCGCCGACAGCUUUCCCUUUCCGGUCACUAUCUACCACCACUACUUCAUUUUCUUCGACCAGUUUGUGCUGGUGCGCACCAUUUCCAUUCAGACGAUCACCGUGGCGGCCAUCGUCAUGAUGGUCAUCUCUCUCAUCUUCAUUCCCUCGCCCUCCUGCGCCAUCUGGGUCGCCUUCUCCAUCAUCUCCAUCGAAAUCGGCGUCAUCGGCUACAUGACCCUGUGGAACGUCAACCUCGACUCCAUCUCCAUGAUCAACCUCAUCAUGUGCAUCGGCUUCUCUGUUGAUUUCUCAGCGCACAUUUCCUACGCCUACUACUCAUGUGAUGAACGGACCCCGCGAGAUCGUGUCCGCUCUGCGCUCACCUCUCUGGGCAUGCCCAUUUUCCAGGGCAGCGUCUCCACAGUUCUGGGUAUCAUCGCCCUCGCCUUUGCGCCCUCCUACGUCUUUGUCACCUUCUUCAAGACCGUCUUCUUGGUAAUGCUUUUUGGCGCCACCCACGGCGUGCUCCUUCUCCCAGUGCUGCUCUCACUCACCGACAUCUGCCGCAGUGAGCCAAAAACCUCCGAAGAGGUGCUCACCGCUGAAAGCCCCGAUCGGAAGCACCUGCCGCACCACCAGCCGCACUUCAAGUCGGCCAAUCUGGCCGUCGUCCACAAGGACUCGCCCUUCUUCACUACCGACAAGUACUUCAACGGAAAGGCGAUAGUGCACAAGACCGGCGGCCCCAUUUACAUUCCCAGGCCGUCCUUCAUCGGCUACGAGAUCGCCGCAGACAACAACCCACACCUGGUUAAACUCAGCGGCCGAAACAACAGCAAAGGGGCGGUAGUAGAUGACGUCAGUGUGGAGGGCUCAAAAAGCCUUUCAGUUUCUGAUGGCAGCGUCGCCGCGGAGAAGGACCUCGGCCUGGGCACCAGUGCUGAGGAGUGCAGUGAAAGCAGCUGGAAGGGCGGAGAGAAGAACAACGAUGAGACGAUCAUUCAGAAGCAGCCAGGCAGUCAUCUCAAAUCAAACAAACUCAGUGGAGCCGUGGCAGCAGCCGCCGCUGCUGCCGCUGCCGCCGCCGGUCAAUCGGUGGAGCAGUGGAACGAACAGCAGCUGAACCCACACGUCAACGGCGGAUACGUCAGCGACAGCGCCGACGCCGACGUGGACGGCGACGGCGAGUUCAGAAAGCCGUACAUGGGCGUAGGCAUGAGCCGCAGCAAGAGCAGCGACAUUGCCGAAUCGAGCCACACACCCCCCUAA
This is a messenger RNA of Rhagoletis zephyria (snowberry fruit fly), 2097 nucleotides long. The record is from RefSeq and is a predicted model, not a curated record. NCBI's taxonomy places the organism in Eukaryota, Metazoa, Arthropoda, Insecta, Diptera, Tephritidae.